Messenger RNA from Symsagittifera roscoffensis, 1310 nucleotides. RefSeq names its product glutamate receptor 1-like. The record is from RefSeq and is a predicted model, not a curated record. Gene Ontology annotation, molecular function: transmitter-gated monoatomic ion channel activity involved in regulation of postsynaptic membrane potential; glutamate receptor activity. The coding region runs from base 106 to 1248 and encodes 380 amino acids. Gene Ontology annotation, cellular component: plasma membrane; postsynaptic density membrane. The transcript has a single exon. Lineage: Eukaryota; Metazoa; Xenacoelomorpha; Acoela; Convolutidae. Gene Ontology annotation, biological process: modulation of chemical synaptic transmission; synaptic transmission, glutamatergic; monoatomic ion transport.
CAGGUCGCUGACAAGCAGUACGGUGUUUUCGACCCGGAGAAAAAGCAGUGGACUGGUUUGGUCGGCGACGUUUUGCGCGGGAAAGCAGACUUGGCAGUCGCGGGAAUGAUCCGAAAUUACGACCGAGAAGAAGUCGUAGACUUCACCGCAUCAUACAUGGAUUACGGCGUGGGCAUUUUAAUUCGGAAACCACAGCGAAAAACGAACGUGUUUGGGUUUUUAGAACCCUUAACAGUUCAAGUUUGGAUUUGCAUUUGCAUUGCGACUUUUGCGAUUGGGGUGGUCAUGUUCGCAUUAGCGAGGAUAAGUCCUUAUGGAAUUGACAAUGUUGAGCCUUCUCUGCAAUUCAACUUUCACAACAGUAUGUGGUUCGCUCUCGCAUCUCUUAUGCAGCAAGGCACUGAUAUAGUGCCACGUUCUAUUUCAUCGAGAAUGUUGGGUACUUUUUGGUGGUUUUUCACUUUAAUUGUCAUCGCAACUUACACCGCAAACUUAGCCGCUUUUCUCACAGUCACUAGAAUGGAAUCGCCUAUCGAGUCUUUAAAUGAUCUCGCUCAUCAGAACAAAAUUUCAUAUGGAACUGUGAAAGGGAGCAGUUUGGAGCAGUUUUUUGAAGAGCAGGGGAAUAAGGAAUCACCGUAUGACAAAUUGUGGAAUUACAUGAGCUCCAUGGACCCUAGUCCGAUGGUGAAUGACGUGCAAGACGGGUACAAGAGGGUGAAACAGGGGGAUUAUGCAUUUAUGUGGGAUUAUCCGGUUUUACAAUACCAGAAGAAGAAAAAUUGCGAAUUAAUGACAGUAGGCAAGCCAUUUAAUAGCAAAAAUUACGCGUUUGCUGUUCGCAAAGGCGCCUUGUACCAAGAACAGAUUACGUUAAGUAUUCUUUCGUUACAAGAAAGCGGCGAGUUGGAAAAGAUAAGGCAGAAAUGGUUCGAAGCCGAAUCCUUAUGCACCGAAGACGAAUCUUCGGACGAAUCGAAAGCUUCGGGACUGGAGAUGGAAAAUGUCGCGGGCGUAUUUUACAUUUUGAUUAUUGGUGCAUUUCUCGCACUUUUUUCAGCUUGUAUUGAACUUAUUUGGUACAAAUUUUUCAGACCAGUUGCUCAAGCAACGCUUAAUUAUCCGAUGGAUUCGCAGCCGAAACGAAAUUGUUCAUCAAUCUCAGAAAAAAACUCGGCUGCCGAGUGCAGUAGAAGCAACGGGCAAACGUACAUUAAUAAACCGCAUUAUUCCGAUUCAGUAGCAUAGUAAAUGUAAUUAAGCCCAUAGUUUUUUGCCCUAUAUCAGUGUAAAUGUUGCAUAUUGUACUU